Molecule: messenger RNA, 3528 nt
Organism: Xenopus laevis (African clawed frog)
Lineage: Eukaryota; Metazoa; Chordata; Amphibia; Anura; Pipidae
Product: trichohyalin
Exons: 4
Coding region: 119-910 (263 amino acids)
Source: RefSeq, a predicted model, not a curated record
UUAUACACACUGGCUAAACUCUCGGGCGCCCCCCAGAGUCCGAUCCAGGUGGUGCCGGUGUCUGGGAGGAUUUACUUCCUGGGCAGGUCACAGGAGAAGGAGGAGGAUUCGGUGUUAGAUGGAGCCCCCGGUACAAGUGCAGAGCAGUGUCGAUCUGGGGGGUUACUGCCCUCCGGGCUCCUCCAGGAAGCGCCAGGUCCGGUUCGGGGCCCAUCAUGACAUCAUGCUGCUCCGUGAGGUCAUACGUCACAAUCCAUACGCGGUGCGGGAGUCCCGGCUGGCCUGGGCGUCGGUGGCGGAGAAGAUGAACAGCGCCUUGAGGGGAGAAGGCUUCGAGGUGGAUGGACGGCGGUGCCGGGAGCGGACAGCCCUUCUGCUCCAUUACUACAAGCGCCAGAACUUCACUGGCCUGCGCAGGUUUGGCACAGAGUCUCUCUACAUGGAGAAGGAAGAUUUGCUACAAGAAGUACUGGAACUGGAGUCAGACAAACAAGUAGCUGGGUCUGAGCAACACCACAGAUACUCUCCCCAGGACACCCUGGCGGUCACCAUCACUGAUGAGACACUGUGUAGAGUACAAGAGGAAGUGCUGGCUCCUCCAGUUAUGGAGACAAAGCAAGAAGAGGACAUAAUGGAGGAGAAGCUGAACAGGAAGCAGGAGUGUGAGGGAUGCUGCAAUGUGUAUGCACGAAUCCUGCAGCACCUUGAGAGGCGAGCAGAGGCGGAGCAACGUCUGCGGGAGGAGGAGCUGGCCCUGCGUAGGGAGGAGCUACAGCUGCAGAGGGAAAGAGCUGCUUUGGAGAGGGAUAGGCAGGAGGCAGAGAAUAGAGAAAGGGAGAGGAGAUUUGAGCUGGAGAGGGAGGAGCGACAAGUCAUAUUGGCUAUAUUAAGAGAGAGGAUGAUGAAGUGAGAUAAUAUUGGCAGAGAGAAGGAAAAUAGAAAGCAAAGGAAACUUUCUAGAGAGUGAGAAUUGAACCAGAGUGAUGUACAAAGCCGGGUGCCCCCAACCUGUUGCUAAAGUACCAUUCCCAGCAUCCAGGGACAACAUUACAGGGAAUAGCAAGUAAGGAAAAGUGAGAACAAUAGCUAGGGAUGCACCAGAUUUCUGUAUAAAGCAUUUUCCACCAAAAAAAAUACUGGUAGGAACAGUAAAACUUAACAUGUAAAUGAAAAUUUGAGCAGAGUUGUCUAUAACUGCACAUCUAUGCAAUCCUCAUCUGUUUUUGGCUGGGUUGUCUUCAACCCAGGGUUUGAAUUGCAAUAAUCCCAUUUGAUAAUUUGUUAUCCUGUGAUGUGUCCAGUCAGACAGCACUCAGAUACUGAGUAAAUAUUAGGAGUUCCUGCCAUAAAACAAGAAAGGAGAAAAACGAAGUAGGAACAGUAAUAUGAGUAGUUGGAAAUAUACUCCCCCACGCAAGCACCAAAAAUGACGCUAACUUGUUCAGAAGUGAAAUCACAAUUCCCAGAACUACAGAAUCACUUUACAUAGUAUUACACUAUGGUUUUAUAACCUGCUCUUAUGAACUAUUUAUACAUAAGUAUUAUGUCGGCAUAAACCAUGUAUUUCUGUAUAUCAUGUACCGACUCAAGCAGAAUUGCAGUUAACUGCCAUUAAAAUGUUUAUGUCCAGCCCACUGCUUCCUUGCCCAUCUCCCUGUUAGAUGCUAGCAAUGUGUUCCAGCCCAGCGCGCAAGUUAAAUAUGCCUAACCUGUAAACUGUCGUUAAAGUGUUUUGUUUCAGCCCACUGCAUUAGUUAUAGACUUCCUGCCCCACAUCUACAAUCUGACAUGCCAUCAGAAUACUGUAGUACAGCCCACACACUCCAGGCCCCUGCCCCUUUAAGAAGUUAUCAGUGCGCUCCAUCCCCAGUGCUUGAGUUAAAGAGUUCCUACACAUUGUAUUUGCUUCAUUGAAUUAUUAAAGGAGAACUAAUGGUAUAAUCACUGGGAGGUGCCAAAAAGCUAGCCCCCACUAAUUAUAAUUGCUUACAUGAUACCACAGGCAGAAAACUGAACUAGCCUGGGGUUUUUUUUUUUCUAGAAGCUCAUUUGCCACAAUCUUCUUCCUCUUCUGGCUUUUUUACUCCAGGCUUGGCCAGGCACUUGCACAGUAGAGUGAUAACCGGCAACUUUUUGUGUGUAUGUUCUGUUUUCACUUUACUGCAUAUUCACCUGUCUGGAAAAGAGAUGAAGUGAAGACAGAUGAUGGACUUUAACAGAUAUACCUUAGGCCGGUGCAGUUUUUAUCAAACGAGCACCGGGCCGGGGUUUUAAUCACUAAUAUUCACUAAUCACCUGCCAAGUGAUUAUACAAUUAGUUCUCCUUUAGUGCUAAUUUUAUCAUCGUAUCCGUUUGUAAGCAUCAGGUUUUACUGAUUUUGCUCUGCAGUGUUUCCAUUGUUCCUUGGUCACAACUUUCAAACCAUUCUUCUAUAAGGGCAAUGCCACAUGAGGCUGAAACUUGGCUUGUGGAAAACCACAGGCCAAGAAUCAGCUACUAUGCUACAGUUUGCCCCUUAUCAUGCCUGCACCGGGAACCAUUGCAUCGUCCCUGGUGCAGGCACCUGGGCCAAUGCAAUGGUUUUCAGCUCCAAAAGCUCCAAAAGCUCCACAAGUUUGCAUUUCCGCACAGAAAUCCACUGCACAGAAAUCCACUGUGUGUGCCUACUCCUGAUGCAAUAGUUCUGGGUGCAGGCACUAGCUUUAUAGUUUUCAUUCUUUAUAGUUUUGCUAGCCAAGUGCGAUGCCAUUGUGGCAAGGCCAGUGGAAUUAAUCUGCAAUGGAAGAGUGCAGUUAUAGCAGCAGCAGAAGAAUCCUUGUGAAUGUGCAAAUGCGCAUAGCCUGUACAGAGAGAUAUAGCAUGGGCAUUUUCCUGUGCUAAUCACAAUGCAGUAGGAUGGUUUUCAAAUAUAGUGGCUCUUUAGGCAAUAGGUAGAGCAGGAUAAUUAGUCUUGUUGGGGACUAGACUAGAACAUUCUGCAAUAAUUCCUGGAAGAGUAGCACUUUACCAUGUCAUUUAAACAGUGUAGUCCUGACUCUCAGUAGAACAUUCUGUUUUACAAUACAGUAUACAUGUGAUUCAGCUGCAGACUACAGUUAUCUGUAAUGUUAUCAGUUGGGGGGGUGUAACUAGUGAGAGACUAGAAUCCUUUUUUAAGAGGGGAAAUGUAUUGUUCUUAAAGCAUAUGUCCUUUUAUGCUUUUAUAGGCAUUUUCCUUCUGUUAUGCUGAAGAUCCAGAGCCCAAACCUAAACAAAAAUUCCACCUCUCUUUCUACCUGUAAACCCCUUAGUAAAAGCACCAACCACUUUCUAAUAUAAAUUUAUUUUUUUAAUAAACAUAUAUGAAAUAUUUUUAAUGUAGUGAACAUUUUAUAUAAAUAUAAUAUACUGGGUCUCCACUGAAUUAAACAAGUUUCAGCCAUGUUAAUAGUCAGCGGUGGGAUGGGAUUGGUUGAGACGGUAUCAGGAUUGACUGACUUGUUUGAGUUAUUGUUUUUAAUUUUAACUUAAAUAAAAAGUCUAAGAUA